This is a messenger RNA of Radiomyces spectabilis, 782 nucleotides long. RefSeq names its product Mss4-like protein. NCBI's taxonomy places the organism in Eukaryota, Fungi, Mucoromycota, Mucoromycetes, Mucorales, Radiomycetaceae. The record is from RefSeq and is a predicted model, not a curated record. Gene Ontology annotation, cellular component: cytosol; membrane. Bases 137 to 535 code for a protein of 132 amino acids. Gene Ontology annotation, biological process: small GTPase-mediated signal transduction; post-Golgi vesicle-mediated transport. The transcript has 4 exons. Gene Ontology annotation, molecular function: zinc ion binding; guanyl-nucleotide exchange factor activity.
AAACGUUCUUAUCGAAUUUGUGUGCUACUCAGCUUAGAGCUGGCAAUUCGAGAAUCAAUGUCGGGCCCUCAAUAUACCGAGUUAUCAAACUCGCAGUCUCAACACCUGUGCACAUCUUUUUGGUCAAGACAUCAUCAUGGCAGUCCGAUUUGACGCAAUAAAGAAUCCUUUGGAAGAACUGGUGCAUUCGGGAAAAAACGCAGCAGAUAUUUUAUGCCCAAAGGACAACUGCAAUUGUAUGAUUUUCAGAGCGAACACAGCAACAUGGGUCGAACGUGAUGGCAGCAAAUUAUCUUUGCCUGAUAAUGUUCUGCCAGAUAACGUCGGUCCCUUGGCAGAUGACGCCAACGAAAUUCACUUUUGGCGAGUAACGAAUAUGAUGGAUUUCGAAAACGUCGGCUUCUCAAAAGCAGUAGGACCGGUCAAAUACUUAUCGUGUGCCGAUUGCGACAUUGGUCCCUUGGGGUACCACGAUACAACAACUGAACCUAAAGAGUUUCUCAUCUGUGCCCGACGAGCACGUUAUCGAUUCUAGAGGCUCCAUGAUUUGUAUUUAUCUUUUUGUACAAAAAUUCAUAUAGCUAUUAUUAUGACCAACAUUCUUCUUGAUACUGUCCUGUUUUGCUCAUCUUGUCAAAAUACUCCUCUGCUGCUGCUGCAUCAAGUCCCCCUUGCGACAUGAAUACUUGUUUGAAUGCUUCAGAAUGAUCUACCACUUACCCUGACAAUAUCACUUUGGCUUGACAUUUAUCGAUCAAAUACCACACCAAUGAUGCAUUCUC